CGCUUGAUGCAUUAACAAGGACAGUGUUAUUGAACAGGCACAUGUGUUACCUUUUAGUCUAACCAGCCAGUCUAACAUCACACUGACUCAACAGACAUGCCACAUGUUACCUAAUCAAUACAGAAAAAAGGCAUACUAGGCCAGAGUACACGUUUUAAAACUUUUCGCGAUGAAGUCUCCAAAUUUCGUAUGGGUUUGUGUGCUUGGUUGUUUAGUUUUCGUAUCAUCCGUCAGGUGUGAAGCUCCCGAGUCAAACACACAGACCGAACCGGUGUUGGACUCUGAAUCACAGGGAGAAAGUGAACCCCUCGUCCCGGACACUGGAGCAGAGAAGGACUGUCGUUUGAGCUCUCUCCAGCUCCAACCAGACUUUAACCUGGUCCAAUUCCAAGGGUACUGGUACUCGAUAACGACUAACAGGUACUGGUUAGCCAUCCCUAGUUGGCUCAGUGUCCGCCAGGCCAAUGUCCAGGUCAACUACAAACUUUUGUCCGACGGAAGCCUCGAACUCAAAACAGGUGGCGAGUUUGUGUUUCCGUUCUGUGACUUCAUGAGAGGGAAAGGGUCUAUCCCGGACAAAACUCAGCCUCAGAAGCUCGAGGUUCAGUUUGACACACUUCUCUCGAGAUCUUCCAGGAAAAAUCCAUACUGGGUAGUAAGCACGGACUAUGAGGGGUUCGCAGUCAUCUACUCGUGUCGGAAAGAGCAGGAAGACGGCACGUGCCACCCUGACCACACCUAUAUGUGGACCCUGAACAGGAAGCGAGACGGUCACACUCCGGAACAGGAAGAGGAGAUUAAAAGAGCAGCAACGCGCAUGUGUAUCUCACCUGACAAUUUUAAAACAUUUAAACAAGAUGGAAGUUGUAAAUUUGAUGCCGACAAAUUCCCGUCAGGAGGAUUGGGUUUAAUUCCAUUUUUAGUCAUAGCGACAAUGAUGUUUGUGAUCUUAGGUAUUCUAUUGUGUUGUUGUAUUUCUAAAACUGAUCGCGUCACUGAGACAAAGAAAAGACAAUAAACUAUCAACAAUGUAUUUUCUCCUUUUCAUCUUUAUCUAAAUUUCGUGUUAAAGAUAAUGCAUAUUCUGAAAGUGUCGGAAUGCGUGUGAUGUUGUGCAAUUUGGUCAUGAUAUUUUAAUGAUCGGAUGAAAUGGAUGAUCACGACAUCUUUGGUCCCCAGAUAAGGAGAAACUUAAUAUUCACGCAAGUUUUCUUAUAUACAUAACUGCUUCGUAUUUUGUUGGGAAAAAAUGGAAAAAUGUUGAAACAAUAUUUCAUGAAUAAUUGAUACAGUUCAGCACAAUCCCGCCUUGGAAAAAACAAAAUCCAUCAUGUAUAUUUGUUUUGUUAGGGAUUUUGGCAGAUCGUGACGAUGUCGGAACCAUCUGGAAAAUCCCAUAGAUUAAAUAUUGUAAUAUUGUCUUAUUUCGUGAUAGUCGAAAAUAAUGGAAAUUUUAUUCCGCUACCUGGUGCUUUCCGACGGCUUUGUUACUGCAUCUGUCUGUCCAUCUAUCCCCGUUACUGGUAGGCUGUUUUUUGUCUACCUUUAGUAUGUCUGGAUAGGGGCUGCUUUAAAGUGAUUUAUUGUACGUAUAUAAGAAGUAUGCUUAGAAAAAAUCGAUGACUUUGUAUGACUUUAGCUAUAGAAAUAACUUACUGGGUGUGAAAGUUGCGGUGUGAUUUAGUGAUCUUCUCACAGCUGUCGACAUAUUCCUUUUAUCAUCGCAUGUAUUAAAUAAUGUAACAAUGAUAUAUAGAUUUUGUGUAGUAACACACACACACAAAAUCUUGAAAUAGAUAAUAAAUGUUUUCUUAUUUUAA
Pecten maximus is the source of this 1820-nucleotide messenger RNA. RefSeq names its product purpurin-like. The record is from RefSeq and is a predicted model, not a curated record. Lineage: Eukaryota; Metazoa; Mollusca; Bivalvia; Pectinida; Pectinidae. The transcript has 2 exons. Gene Ontology annotation, molecular function: retinol transmembrane transporter activity; retinoid binding. The coding region runs from base 170 to 1018 and encodes 282 amino acids.